Phascolarctos cinereus (koala) is the source of this 3235-nucleotide messenger RNA. RefSeq names its product RWD domain containing 2A (gene RWDD2A). Gene Ontology annotation, molecular function: protein binding. The record is from RefSeq and is a predicted model, not a curated record. NCBI's taxonomy places the organism in Eukaryota, Metazoa, Chordata, Mammalia, Diprotodontia, Phascolarctidae.
AGAGGCAGAGGCGGCGGCUGCGGCGAAAAAGGCUGUGGCGGCGGAUCAUUUGCAGCGGCGAGACAGACCCGCAGCUCGGGUAGCCCGCAGUCGGUGUAGUCCUUAGGGUGGCGGUUGGAUUUCCAGGCUCUCUUCAACAUGACGGCGUCAAUCAAUGAAUGUCUAGAGCUUCAGCUGCUCGAGGUGGAAAUGCUGUAUUCCAUGUUCCCGAGCAAAGGAGAGUUCUGUCUUGAGGAUCCGAAUGCCCUAAGACGUGUGAAGUCCUACUUGAAAAAUCCGACGGGACCCCUGCCCCCCAGAAUUGGGUUUGUAGUUAUGGUAUCGGACUAUGAGGGGGAGGUUGAAUUGCAGGUUGGCUUUCCUCACAACUAUCCAAAUGUCAAGCUGCAGCUCUUUGGGCGAUCAUACUACCUUGACAGAAAACAGCAGAUGCUGCUCAAUCAAGAUCUUUCUGCCUACAUCUCAACCUUUGAUGCUGGUGAGCUUUGCGUUUGCGCAGCAGUUCAGUGGCUGCGGGACAAUAGUGGCCCCUAUUUCCGGAAGAGUAAGCUCUUUACUGAACCAGUUGCGAAGGUGAAGAUUGUGAAGAUCACGUUUCAUCGAAUGUGGAUCUACAGCCACCAGAUAUGUCGUCCAGAACUGCGAAAGAGGAUUUGGGAUUGUGCAAAACGACUCAAUCUGACUGGGUUUUUUCUGACAGGGAAGCCAGGUAUAAUUUGUGUGGAGGGCAAAAAAGAGCAGUGUGAGGAAUUCUGGCACACAAUCAGGUAUCCCAACUGGAAGCAUAUUUCCUGCAAGCAUGCUGAAAGUGUGCAGGUAGAAGGUAAUGGGGAUGAGCUGCGCCUCUUUCAAACUUUUGAGGAAUUGCAGUUUGAGAGCCAUGGUAAUUUCAGGCAUGAUUACCACAUGGAUCUGGGCAAGUUCUUGGAAUUCCUCAAACAGCAUAAGAGUGAACAUAUUUUCCAGAUGUUGUUUGGCAUUGAAAGCAAAAGUUCAGGACGCUAGAAAUAUGUUCACAGAGCAGCAUUUGGAAUUUUUCAAGUUUUUUUUCCACUGAGAAUAAAAACUUGAGUUUAAAUGGAAUUCAUUUUGUGUGUAGCUCCUGUAGUAUAGAAGCAAGCUUUUUGUUUUUUUCAUCCCUUUUUUUCUUUAUGGAGUAGAAAAGGAGGUGUGCAGUGUAGACCCAUUAUUUUUAUUAGGAAACUCGAUGUGGAAAGUCCCUCCACUGAUACAAGUCAACAACUCAUUUAACAUUUAAUCUGAGAGGUUAUUGAACUUGCCCAUGAUAAAAAACUAGUAUGUUGGAGAGGCAGAAUUGAACGCUGGUCUACCAGACUUUUAGACAGUGCUGCCUCUUAGAAAUGGUACUCAUCAUUAGUGACUUUCUGCCACUUCAUACAUUUCUAGCACUAGGUUGCUUUGCUUACUGAGUACUGGGUCAUUAGCACCCUCUGUAGCCUAGCUUUGUGUUCUCUUUGUAUCUGAUGUAGCGCCCCAAACACAGUCCAUGUACAAUGUAGAUGUAGAUGUAUAGAAAUAUAUGUUUGUUGAUUAGUGUGAAUGCCAUCGGGCACCCAUGGAGAUUCUAGGUCACUGGGACCAUUGUAAAUAUUCAGUUUGAGAUCGUUAUCAGCUCUAAGAAACCACAACCAUUACAGGGAAUCUGUUGUUGUGCUCUGACCAGCUGCCUGGUAGGGAACUUUUGUGCAGGUAAAGAAGAUCUGGGGUUCUUAAACUGUUGCAGGAGCCUUCUGGUUCAUUCUAAAUCCUAUAAAGUACCUGAAAGCAAGAUCAAGUUCACCCUGUUUCACCUGUCCAGGGUGUGGACCAGGGGGCAGCCUAUAGAAAGUCCCAGUCUGAGGGCUCUUCAGCACACAGGUGAACAUUGGGUGCUCUUACCAGAAUGCUGUGACUGUGAAGUUCUUCAUCAAGGGAGAUGAAGAAUUAACUCACAGACUAGAAAGGGAUAAAGACAAACAGAUAAACAGCAAAUUUAUUUUAAGUACAUCUGAGAAGUUUAGAACAAAGCAUUUUGGGAUUAUGAAGAAAGGGUCAUUUUCUCACAACAAUAGUAGGAAGUGUGGGAUAUGGGCAGAUUCUGGCAGAAUUUUAUUCCGACUAAUUCUCUGGACUGAUUAUCUCAUUAGUUUAGAAUAUGGUGCUAAUGAGCAUUCCAUUGUUGUGAGUUAAAUUCUUAAGCAGGACAGUAAGCCUCCUACCCUACAUGACCAUAAGCUGAAAUUGUAUCUUUGACCAGUUUCUUUGCAAGGACAUAUCAUUUGCACAGCAGUAAAUCUGUGUUAAAUAUUGUGGAUGGCUUAGCCCAGCCUUAUACCAGAAUGGUGUAGAGAAGACAACACUGAAUUUUGAGUCAGAAGACCUGAUUUUGAACCCUGGGUUUGCUCUUUAAUAUUAUGUUACCUUAAGCAAGUCCUUUAACUUCCCUGGGAUUCAGUUUCCUCAUCUAUAAAAUUAAGUCGGUCUAUACUAGUGGUUCUUAACUUUCUUUGUGUCAUGGACCAAUCUGGUGAAGCCUUCUCAGAAUAAAUUUUUUAAUGAAUAAAAUAUAAUAUAUGGAACUAUAAAUGAAAUCAAUUAUAUUGAAAUAGUUAUCAAAAUAUUUUUUGAAAACAAGUUUUCAGACACUUAGUUAAGAACUUCUGAGUUAGUUGAUCUAGCUCAUCUAGCUGUAAAACCCCAAGAUCUUCUGACCAUUUAGGAAGGGGAGAGGUGGAGAGGGAAUGCUUGUUUUAAGUGUCAUGUCUUUAUAUAAAAAGCUGUUCACUUGUUAUUAAACUUUUCAUAGAAUCAUUUCCCAAGUUUUUUUCUGUAAGUGAAAAUGUGUUGGUGUAAUAAGUGAAUUUUUUCAUGUAGUGUUCUUAAAAUAUCAGAAGUGUACUUACUACUCUCAAAUGUUCAGCUUAAAUGUACCUGUUUUCUUGUCUGUUGAAUGGGAUAAUAUUUGUCAUUUACCUACUUAAGGAUUAUUAUUAGUAAAGCAAAAAGUACAUUAUCUUCUUAAUUUUCCUUGUACAAUUUGUCUGGAUCUCUCCUUUUCCCUCCUCCCUUUUGUAAAUGUGUUAUUGUAUGUGUCAUAUCUUGAUUCCACUCCCCCCUGCUCCCUCUAAAAUGUGACAUCCCUGGUAACAGGGACUGCCAUUUUUUAUCUUUGUAUCCCCAGUACAAGUGUAUUUAGUAGUAGUUACGUAAUAAAUGUUGAUUGAUUCAAAAUCUG